Molecule: messenger RNA, 4204 nt
Organism: Gasterosteus aculeatus aculeatus (three-spined stickleback)
Lineage: Eukaryota; Metazoa; Chordata; Actinopteri; Perciformes; Gasterosteidae
Gene: tnxba
Product: tenascin XBa
Biological process (GO): neuron projection development; regulation of cell adhesion
Molecular function (GO): protein binding
Source: RefSeq, a predicted model, not a curated record
UCCUUUCUUAUGGUGGUCCUUUCUUCCACAUAUUUCCACCCUGAUCACAUUCAUUUGUGUGAGCUUUCGAGUCAGAUGGAGGGAGAAACACAAAGAAAGAGAUAAAACCAAGAAGUGAGUCAUUAUUCUGGAGAAACCUGGCAUAAAGUUGUCUUGGAAGGAAUAGAGGAAGGAGUUCAUCAUUUACCGCAACAUACAUACGGGUCGACCAAAUUCUCUGGCUACUGCUUCUGGCUCAAAAUGCUGUUUACUCUGGGACUUCUCUUUCUCCUCACCCCAUUUCCCUCCUUUCAAUCCACAACCAAUGAGAGUAGAAACUCCACAGUGAGCGACACAUCCAAACCCAAUGUCGUUUUCACCCAGUCAAAACCAAAAGUCACUUCUGCUCUUUCCAAACUGACCAUUCGCCCGACCCCAAAGCCAAACACAGUCGGUCAGGCAAUUCUACCCGCCCCUGCCACAGCAGCAGUGAAGGCUUCAAAAGUCAAUGAGGUGAAGGCUACCAAAGACAAGCCUGUCCCUACUGGAGUUCCAAAUAUUCAGUCAACAUCCCCAAAGACCGCUACCGCAAGCGGUGUUAAAACUGCCAAAAACAAGCCACUCUUCAAUCAGACUGUUGUCGCUAAAUCUCCGCCCAACAAAGACAAGCCUGCCCCAGCUGUUGUUCAAACUUCUCCGUCGACUCCAGCAAAGGCCGCCACACCUGGUCCUGCAUCGGACAAAGAUAAGGUCACACCUUCUGCUGAUCAGAGCGCCACGAUCAAAGCUCCCAUCACCCCCACCAAGGAAAAGCCUGCCCAAGUGCAACCAAUUAAGGUGGUCGUCAGUGAUGGCUGCGACUCCAGCAACGCCAAGGAGCACGAGCUGAAGCUGAAGCCUGGCGCUCCUCUGGUGAUGACCCAUAAGAUCAGCUUGUUGCCCGGCGGAUGCAAUGGGGGGUGUGAGUCUGAGAUAUCUGCGUUGAAAGGACGUUUGGCCCGACUGGAAAGAGAGAUGUCCUCUUUGAAAGAUAAAUGUCCAUGUUCAGCAAAUUGUCCAAAUGACUGCGGUGGCAACGGGGAAUGUGAGAAUGGCAAAUGUAUCUGCCAACAAGGAUUCACAGGUCUGGACUGCAAAACCACCAAAGGAAAAGUCAAGGUAACCGUGGAGACAGUGACCCUGCAGGUGAACAAAGACAAGGAAAGUAUGCAGGAGAAAAACCCCAAAGUAGAGCCCACACUCCUCCAGAAGAAGGAGCAGAAAACGGGACCUGACGCCAAAGAAGCUCACACCAAACCCAAAGUGUCUACUAAUGCUAAAGCAGGUCUUGUUAAGACACAAGCAAAUCAAGAAGUCUCUGUUAAGAAAAUUACUACUAAAAUUACUACAAGUGCCACAAAGUUCAGUCGAACUGUUGGUCAAGUUCUGUUGAAACAUGAGGGAGGAAAGCAGGAGGAGGCUCUCAAAGGCAAAACAACAAUCUUCACCUCCAAAAAUGUCAAUCAAAAAACUCCCGGUAAAACACAUUCCAGAUCUGACAAUCUAAGGGAUGAACCUCAAACCAAUGUAAACCAGAGUAAUGUGAAUAACUCUAAUGGCACGGCUAAAACGGAGACCAUUCUGACCAGGGUUGAGGUAACAAACAAAACCAGAGCAGGAAAGGAGACCUUGGAGCAGUCGACGCUGGCUGAGAAGAAUGUCACUCAAUCAUCUGGAAAUAAGCAAAACAAGAAGGUGAAGGCCGACACUACAAAUGUGCAAUCCGUUGUCAACAGAAACACUGAAACUGGCAAAAUUGGAAAAGAAAAAUUAACACAGAAGAGUCAGUAUCUGAUUAAUUCAAGCAUUGCAUCAACAUUCGUCGAGUCUCGAGUUCUGCAGAACAAAACAGCCAUCCAUGGAUCUGCGAGUGUUAGGGGUGUGGGGGGAUCUGGGUUAGGUUCUGUAAAGGUUGUGAACAUCUCCUCCUAUAGCUUCAUUGUCACGUGGGCGGCACCAAAAGGGAUGUUCAAGAACUUCACGGUGAUCAGAAGAGAGCCACGGACAGGAGGUGACGAAGAUGACCUAGAGGAGUUUGAAGACGAAGCUCUUGAAGGAAACAAGCUUUCCACGCUGAAGAACGCCACUGACGUCCAGGUACCAAGUGGGAGUACUAACGCAACCGCCACUUCCAGUAAAGCUGUUGCAUCUAAAGGCAAAAUUGAGACAAAGAGGAUCUCUAUGGUGGUCCCGGGCAACGUGCGCUCUGUGGAGUUCAGUAACCUCAGGGCAAACACAGGCUACACCCUGCAUGUGUAUGGCACUGCUGCUCAGAGGAGAUCAAAGAUUCACAAAGCAACUGCAAUUACAGGACCUGAGCCAGCCACAGAGAUGGUUUUCAGCAACGUAACAGAGUCUUCCAUCACCGUUGCAUGGUCCAAACCAAAGACGGCAUUCACUAGCUUCAGGGUCAUGUUCACCAACAUCAUGACAGGGGAGAGUCGCUUUGUGACAGUGGAGUCCCAGCUGUCUUAUGUGGUUUUGUCCAAGCUGUCUGCCGGAUCUUCCUACAUCAUCUCUAUAACUACCACAAAAGGCAGAGCUCAGAGUGACGCUCUCACGUCCCUUAUCACUACAGUGCCCGCUCCUCCAACACAUCUGCAAGUGAUCAACGUGACGGAUACCAGAGCUGUGCUGCAAUGGACACCCAGUCUGGGGAAAGUAGACCGGUUCAUCCUCAGCUAUGAGACCUCCAAGAUUCCUAAUGUGACAGUGACUGUGAUGCUGUCUGGAAACUCUGUGGAGCACCAGCUGAGAGGCCUGCAGCGAGGCACCCUGUACACAGUCAAAAUCCUCAGCCAGAAGGAUAGUCUGCAGAGCAUGGCCAUCUCAACGACAUUUACAACAGCCAAUGUGGUUAAAGCCAGUGAGGUGGGUGCCCGCUCUGCUGUGAUAGCGUGGAGAACUUCCACAGUUGUGUAUUACAGCUACAGACUGACCUACCAGGUGGCAGGAGAGGAAACAAAGGAGGUGAUCCUGGACCAGUCCACCACAGAGUAUAAGUUGACAGGCCUGUUGCCAACGUCACGAUACAUUGUUCUGGUACAAGGCGAGAGGGAUGGACAAUACACGUCCGUUGUCACCACAGAAUUUAUUACAGGCAAACUGCGUUUCCCUUUCCCCACUGAGUGUUCUCAGGAGCUGCUGAAUGGAGCUCUGCAAUCAGGAGAGGUGGACAUCUACCCUCAUGGAAAAGCGGGUCAAGCAGUCAGAGUCUACUGUGACAUGGACACUGAUGGAGGCGGCUGGACGGUGUUCCAGAGGAGGAUGAAUGGAAAGACAGAUUUCUACAAAACAUGGAAUGAAUACAGUGCCGGCUUUGGAAAUCUCAGCGAAGAUUUCUGGCUCGGAAAUGAGCUCCUUCACAACUUGACCAGCGUCGGUCCUGUGAGUCUAAGAGUGGACAUGCUCUCUGGAAAUGACACUGCAUACGCCCACUAUGCAAACUUCUCCGUUGAUUCGGCGGAGAGGCACUAUACUCUGGCGGUGUCUGGCUACACUGGAACUGCAGGUGACUCUAUGAGGUACCACAACGGACGCCCAUUCUCAGCCAAGGACAAGGACCCUGAUCCUCUUGGGAUUAACUGUGCCCGGGCGUACAUGGGAGGCUGGUGGUACAAGAACUGCUACAAGGCCAACCUGAAUGGCCUUUAUGGCAGCAACAGUGAUAAUCAGGGAGUAGUCUGGAUAGACUGGAGAGGUAAAGACUCCUCUGUUCCGUUCGCUGAGAUGAAGUUCAGACCGUCCAGGUUCUCUCCUGCAACCCACGGCUGAGAUUACAUCAGUCCUCUAUCACACCGGAUAAGCUGAGACAAGAUGACAGAUGACUAAUGAAAUCCAACAGACAGUGAAUCUCUGAGUUGUUGCAUGUCACAUACCAACUGAAAAUGCAUGUACAGUGCGUUUUAUACAGCUAUCGUUGUAUUAAUUCAACGUGCAACCUUUCUUUUCUUCAAAUCUGUAUUUUUCUUGAAAUAUACAAAAGGAGUAGAGAAAUGUUUUUUGCAACUUUUCUGUAUUUUGUUCUACUGUUCUGCCUGACCUGUCCAUUUCACCUCGGUUUUGAAUUGACUCAGAUACCUUCUUGUUCACCACCAUGGUAUGCCAUCCCACUACGACUGUAAUUGAAUAUGCACUGUCUCACUUCAUUGGAAUAAAUAUGGCUGUUGUGGGUCUAACGUGUCAA